Erigeron canadensis is the source of this 1589-nucleotide messenger RNA. Its product is annotated as extensin-like. The transcript has 3 exons. Bases 12 to 1421 code for a protein of 469 amino acids. The record is from RefSeq and is a predicted model, not a curated record. Lineage: Eukaryota; Viridiplantae; Streptophyta; Magnoliopsida; Asterales; Asteraceae.
AGAAGAUAGUGAUGACCACCAUGAAAUUUGCUUUCUAUUUCCUAACUCUUUGUGCCAUUCUUGAAGCUUAUUAUGCUAGACCUUUACAUGAUGUAUCUAUACAACCAUCCUUGAAAGUAGCCAAGGUAAUUCAGAUGGUGGUAACCCAAGAAGAAGUAGCCUUAUCAUCAUCAUCAUCUCGUUUGUCACAUGACCAUACUAAUUUUGGCCGAGUCGCAAAAUCACCACCACCACCAAAAGUAGCACCAUCUAAAGGUCAGGAUACUUAUGGGCGAGUCGCAAAAGCACCACCGCCACCAAAAGUAGCACCCUCAAAAGGCCAGGAUACUUAUGGCCGAGUCGCAAAAGCCCCACCACCCCCUAAAGAAGCACCCUCUAAAGGCCAGGAUACUUAUGGUCGAGUCGUCAAAGCACCACCACCACCAAAAGUAGCACCAUCUAAAGGCCAAGAUACUUUAGGUCGAGUUGCAAAAGCACCACCACCACCACCGACAGUAGCACCUUCUAGAGGCCAGGAUACUUACGGUCGAGAUAACCCAAAAGCACCACCACCACCAAAAGUAGCACCCUCUAAAGGCCAAGAUACUUAUGGCCGAGAUAACCCAAAAGCACCACCACCGCCAAAAGUAGCACCUUCCAAAGGCCAGGAUACCUAUGGUCGAGUCGCAAAAGCACCACCACCACCAAAAGUAGCACCCUCUAAAGGCCAAGAUACUUACGGCCGAGAUAACCCAAAAGCACCACCACCACCAAAAGUAGCACCCUCUAAAGGCCAAGAUACUUACGGCCGAGAUAACCCAAAAGCACCACCACCACCAAAAGUAGCACCCUCUAAAGGCCAAGAUACUUACGGCCGAGAUAACCCAAAAGCACCACCACCGCCAAAAGUAGCACCCUCUAAAGGCCAAGAUACUUACGGCCGAGAUAACCCAAAAACACCACCACCACCAAAAGUAGCACCCUCUAAAGGCCAAGAUACUUAUGGCCGAGAUAACCCAAAAGCACCACCGUUAAUGGCACAGCCACUAGUUCAUAAUAUUUACAAUGGACACGGCUUGAAGGAAUCAGAUGAUGCGCCCUCUCAAGGCCAGGCAACUUACGAUCAAGAUACCCCAAAAGCAACAACAUCAUCAUCAGUUACACAAGCACAAAUCCACGUUGCUUAUAAUGAACACAACAUAAAGGGAUCAAAUGAUGAACCUUCUCAAGGCCAGAAUACUUAUGGCCGAGAUGACCCAAAAACACCACCAUCACCAUCAGUAGCACCAGCACGGGGUCAAACGACUUAUGGAAGAUAUAAGCCAAUAAGUCUGCCAGUAGAUUCGUCAUAUACUAAAGUGUUAUCAAAUGAAGAUGGUUGGUACUCCAUUGCAUCUUUGUGGCUGCCAUCUUAUGUCAUUAGAGUAUUUUGGGACUUAUGAAGAUGAAGACUACUAAAUUUUAGAGUAUUUAACACCACUACUAUCAAAUGUAGCACCCUCAAAUUACCUGGGUCUAAUAAGAUAGAUGUUAUACAUCUUUUUUAAUCCUACUCAUGUAAAAUUAGAAGUAAUGCUGUUUAUUCGAUGUUAAGUUACGUUGAUAGCCUA